CGUGUGAGUAAAAAUAAAAUACGUAGAAGAAGACUUAGCGUAAGCGUAGAAGACUCGGAGGCGGAUAACGCCUGUGAGGACGUUUGAAAUGUCUGCUCCCAAAACCAUCCCGAAAGAUGCUCAGGUGAUGAUCCAGAUCCUGAAGGACAUGGGCGUGACCGAGUAUGAGCCCCGUGUCAUCAACCAGAUGUUGGAGUUCACGUACAGAUACGUGACGAGCAUCAUCGAAGAUGCCAAGAUCUACGCCACACACGCCAAGAAGUCCAACGUGGACGCCGAUGACAUCAAACUGGCCAUCCAGUGCCGCAUGGACCAGUCUUUUACGUCACCGCCGCCAAGAGAUUUCCUCUUGGAGGUCGCCAGGCAGAAGAACCAGACGCCGCUCCCCCUCAUUAAACCAUAUACAGGGCCCCGCCUGCCUCCGGACCGCUACUGCCUGACCGCACCCAACUACCGCCUCAAGUUCCUCCCCAAAAAGGUGGCGUCGGCCGGCAGGAUAUCGGCGCCGCGCCUCAGUGUUGGUGCAGUCUCCAGCAGGCCAGCCACACCUACGCUUGGAAACUCGUCCGUUCAGUCCAUGGGCGGCACCAAGGUUGGACAGCCGGUGUCACUGACAGGUCAGAGGUUUGCCGUUCAGAUCCCGCCUCCGUUGCAGAGCAGCGGCACCAAAAGCGCCCCGUUGACCACGCCCACCGCCUCCAGCGUGCUCAUCAACCCGUCGUUGAUUGGCUCCAAGAACAUCCUCAUUACUACCAACAUGGCAGCUCAGAGCACCGGCGGCGGCGAGUCCUGAAGAGGAAACACCAGGACGAUGACGACUACGACGCCUUGUGACCCACACAACGCAAACACACACACAGCCCCCGGACUAUUCAAACUGUCAACAGUGAUGACAAAAUGACUGCAUCGGUUUACUGUUCCUCUUUAAUCCUAAAAACAAUUUCAAAAAAAAAAAUAUUUUUUGAUAAUAACCAAGCAUCAAAGUCACUUCCUGUUUGUGGCAAAAGGUGGCGUACACAUUUCGACACGCAUCACGAAAAAGUAAAGCCCACAUGCACGACUAAAACAACCACGACGACCAAUUACGGCACUGCAAAGAACAUGCUCCGCCUAUUUCCCUUCAGGGGUGUUCGGCAACCACUGCACGGAGCCAAAAGAUUGAAAGCAAAUGACGCAAAAAACUAAGCUGAAGUGUUUUGUUUUUGUUUUCCCCCCAUGAUGCAUCUGAUGCCACAGGAAACGCACACUUCUUCCUGGCAAAACCGGAUCAUGGCACUUUUAACCUUUCAAAAUAAAGAUUUCUUUUCUAUAUUUUAAAAUUUCUCUUAAAUGAAAAUGAGGCGGAGUCGAGAAGCGAGGCGGCGAACGCCGCCGGCCACUUAAAACUUGGGAGGGGGAGAAAAGUUAGGCGUGGGAAUGUCACGAGCGAUGCGGAGCGCGGUCCCUCCCCGACCGCACGGUUUCAACGCCGUUUGAAAAUCAACAAUUCUGUACAAGAUUCCAUCGCCACCACAGGAAGGAAGAAAAGGAAAAAAAAAACAUUCAAAAGGAUUUCAAAAUCAAAGCAAGAGAUGGUUGCAUUUUGCUUCCUUUUUGCUUUACAUCCUUCAAGGGCUCGUGAGACGUGUAUUUGUAGACUACACCAAACAAAAAAGUUGGAAUUAUCUUACAUGAAAAGUAAGGUCAAUUACAUUUUUGCUGAAAAAAAAAAUAUUACGGUAAAUACCUCUCAAUGCAGUAGAUAGUAAUUUGACAAAACUGUGGUAAAUUAAAACCUUAUUUUGGCAAACUAUUAACUUACCUUACAUUUUUCAAACACUAGCAGUUGACCAAAAAAAAUGUAAGGCAGAACAUUUCCUUGCUUUUAACGACCACUGUUUGCUGAAACAACUUUUAAUUUACAAAAUGUUUCAGCAAACUAGUCGGUAGCAAAGAAACGUCAACUAAAAAUCGCCCCCCCCCCCCAAAAAAAAAAAAAAAUCCAAGGUAAAUUUAAAACCGGUUCCAUAAUAAACGCAACUUCUGCCAACAGCAAAGAAACAUUUUCUUUGCUGUGAACUAACAGUUGCCAAAAUGAAAUUUUGGGCAAAUAACAGUGGCUAACGGCCACGGGGGAAAAAAACAAAUCCUAGACCUUACUUGCCAUUAAUGAGCAUUGUACAUUAAUUUAUUACAAGUUUUAGCAAACACUAAGUUUUUAGGAACAAUUAAAAACUUCCGAGCUGCGACCGGGAACUGUUUUUGUAUGGAAGUAGACCAGGAUUUGAAUUUGAAAUGUAAAAUGAAAUCAGAUUUCAGACAGUGUUAACAUUGAAAAGUUACACUAAAAUCCAACUGUUAAAAAUGUGAUCGCUUUACAUUUCAAAUUCAAAUCCCGGUAGCACUAAUCUUUCAUAUUUUUGUCAACAGGUUUUAACAUUUUUUUGGGCAACCUUCUGUUUGCUAGAAAAGGAAAAUGGAAAACCUCUUUUGGGUCACAAUCGUAGUUGACAGUGAAGAAGUUUUAAAUCAUUUAGAUGGUGGCAGCAAACUACAAUUGUUUGUCAAAACAGCUUUUAAUUUAACUUUCAAUUAAUCGGCCAAAAAAAAAAAAACAUCUAAGGUGACUAUGAAAAUAUGUUUUGAUUUACUUCGUGUUUUGAACGAGGUAUUUAGUUUUCGGUCAACUACCAAUGUUGUUAAAAAUGUAAAGGUAAACUAAAACCAGUUUUGGCUGAAGGUAUUUUUCCACCAAACAACUGAAGUUCACAAUAAAGAAAGGCUUUAAUAUAAUUCAUAGAAAUUGUUGGAAAAUGGUAGUUGACAUCAAAGGACCCUUUUUAUGUACUCGAUGUUUUUGGGUCAUGUUUUAAUUGACCUCAUCAUUUCCAAACCACCAUUGUUUGCCGAAAAACCCGUCAAGCCCAGUUUUGGCAAACAACAGUAGUUAACAAUAGGGAUGUAAAAAUAUGUCUCACCGUUUAGUUUUAAUCACAGUACUAAUACAAUAUUAAUACAGUACAAUAUUUAUUGCGAUACCGUGGGAAAGCUCAUGGUAUUGCAAUAAAACUCACAUUGCAGGAUAGUCCAUGGUACAGCUGUUAUCCCCCACAGGUUUUUUUUUUUUUAAUGAAAGACAUUUUUAAAACAUAAUGUGCACUUCUAUCCUUGUUCAUGCAAUGUUUACAUUCGUAUCCUGUACGCCCAGAACAAAUAUUACCGCUGCAGCAAUAAUAAUGCCAUGCUCACAAUAACAGUCCAUUGAGAAAUUGUCUGUUCAUUAAUUCAAUAGUAUUUACCUUUUUCUUUU
Messenger RNA from Syngnathoides biaculeatus (alligator pipefish), 3289 nucleotides. RefSeq names its product TAF9 RNA polymerase II, TATA box binding protein (TBP)-associated factor (gene taf9). The record is from RefSeq and is a predicted model, not a curated record. Lineage: Eukaryota; Metazoa; Chordata; Actinopteri; Syngnathiformes; Syngnathidae. Gene Ontology annotation, molecular function: RNA polymerase II general transcription initiation factor activity; protein heterodimerization activity; transcription coactivator activity. Gene Ontology annotation, biological process: RNA polymerase II preinitiation complex assembly; DNA-templated transcription initiation. The coding region runs from base 89 to 793 and encodes 234 amino acids. The transcript has 6 exons. Gene Ontology annotation, cellular component: transcription factor TFIID complex; SAGA complex.